GUGCCCGCGGCUUUGGACAUAUACUCCUACACCUUUUGACAUUCGUGCACGUCACGCGCCAUGCACUUCGUCGGUCAUUCGAAAUCCACUCCUAUUGCUCCCUUUCUUCCUUGCCACCUUGUUCCUCCAAAUUUCCAAAGCUUCACAUAGACCAUUUUACCCUUGCGUGCUGCACCUCCCACGCCAAGUUUAUUUUUCAUUGCAACCUGAAAGGAGAAACAACACACAAGUUUCUUCGUUUUCUGAUCUGCGUUCAUCGUUUCUCUUCUCUAUCCAUGACUUCUGCUACCUCUCAGCGAGUUCAGCUAGCUAGGCUCUGCAGCUCCAAGGACUGGUCUAGGGCCAUUCGAAUCCUCGAUUCGAUCGUUUCUCAGUCUGGUGCAAUCCAAGACAUUUGUAACAGAGCCUUCUGUUACAGCCAACUGGAGCUGCACAAGCACGUAAUCAAGGAUUGCGACCGAGCGCUUCAGCUUGACCCCGCGCGUCUUCAAGCUUACAUUCUCAAAGGUCGUGCGUUUUCUGCUUUGGGAAGGAGAGCAGAUGCUCUGUUAGUAUGGGAGCAAGGUUAUGAACACGCGCAGCAUCAGUCUGCGGAUUUGAAGCUGUUGCUAGAACUCGAAGAGCUUUUGACAACAGCAAAGCAAGGCAACAUUGCAUUGUCUGAAACCAAUGGAUCGCCCACGCCGCAAUCCGAAUCAAAUGCUAUGAGUAAUGGGAACUUGACUGAAUUUGGUGAGAAUCAAGAGAGGUUGAGUGCUCAAGCUGAAUUAUGUGACAAUACAAGUGAUAAAUCUGCAAUUUUGCCGAAGUCUGCUGAUGAUUUUGACCUAAGAAAUGAAUUUUGUAGUAAAGAUAGAGAGUCUAAUAAAUCUGACAGCCAAGUAAAUGGAAGCCCUGACGUUAUUGAUAAAUUGAGUUAUAAUUCUGAAUCGUGCAAUGACUCAAGUGAUACAUCAGAAUCAUGUGAUAGAGAUAAAGUAUUUACCAGUAGGGGUGAGUCUAGUAGUGAUUCGAGUGAAAUUGCUGAAAUUCUUAGAAAGCCAAUUAGUAAGUUUAUUUUUCCCCAUGAAAAAAAUGGCGAUGCAAGGAAAAAUAAGAAGUUCUGUGUUGCUCGGAUUUCAAGGACUAAGUCUAUAAGUGUAGAUUUUGGGCUCUCACGAGGAAUAGCGGAGGUUAAUGAAGGAAAAUAUGCUCAUGCCAUAACCAUUUUUGAUCAGAUUCUGAAAGAGGAACCGGCAUAUCCUGAAGCACUGAUAGGUAGAGGGACGGCAUAUGCAUUCAAGAGAGAACUUGAUGCUGCUAUUGAUGAUUUUUCAAAGGCCAUACAAAUCAAUCCAUCAGCGGGUGAGGCAUGGAAGAGGAGAGGUCAAGCUCGGGCAGCCUUGGGGGAGUUUGUUGAGGUGGGGUGGCUUACUCGAUCUUAGUAUUUGUAAAUUUUUUUGAAGUUUACCCAAUUCGCAUUGCUGAUUGGAAUUUAUUUAUUUAUUUUUUAACCUGGGUAUUUUAGUUAAUCAAUGCUUCAUGU
This is a messenger RNA of Vigna umbellata (rice bean), 1525 nucleotides long. NCBI's taxonomy places the organism in Eukaryota, Viridiplantae, Streptophyta, Magnoliopsida, Fabales, Fabaceae. The record is from RefSeq and is a predicted model, not a curated record.